This is a messenger RNA of Cladophialophora psammophila CBS 110553, 1248 nucleotides long. RefSeq lists its product as uncharacterized. NCBI's taxonomy places the organism in Eukaryota, Fungi, Ascomycota, Eurotiomycetes, Chaetothyriales, Herpotrichiellaceae. Gene Ontology annotation, biological process: epoxide metabolic process. Bases 1 to 1248 code for a protein of 415 amino acids. The transcript is spliced from 4 exons. Gene Ontology annotation, molecular function: epoxide hydrolase activity. The record is from RefSeq and is a predicted model, not a curated record.
AUGGGUGAAGCAUCUAAUUUUGGGACACCUCCCUACGCCGUAGAUGCGAAAGCGAACCUGAAACCCUAUCGAAUCGCUGUGCCACAGGAGGAGAUUGCAAAGCUGCGCUUACUUCUUGAAGACUACUCAAUUGCAGCCCCGAACUGGGAAAACUCGCAGGCAGAUGGUCGAUUUGGCGUGACAAGGCAAUGGUUGACCAAUGCAGUAGAUUACUGGCAAAAGAGCUAUGACUGGAAAAGGUGGGAAGAUGAGUUCAAUUCCUUCCCACAAUACACGAUUGAUGUCGAAGAUACGAAUGCAACCGUUUAUACCAUUCGUUUCAAUGCGCUUUUCUCCCGUCGACCGAAUGCAGUGGCCAUCGCGUUCUUCCAUGGCUGGCCUGGAUCGGCAUUGGAAUUUCUACCGCUUCUUAAACUAGUCAGGAAAAAGUGGCAUACACCAAAAGAACUGCCUUAUCAUAUCAUUGUUCCGGACCUGAUUGGAUUUGGAUUUUCGUCACCUCCAGCAAAAGAGUAUGACUUUACUGCCUCUGACCAUGCUCGAAUCACAUCGCGCAUGAUGCAUGACCUCGGAUUUACCCCAAAAAAUGGUGGCUACGUCCCUCAAGGGGGCGACGUUGGUAGCUUCCUAGCACCAAGACUUGCAGAAAUUGAUCCCGCCGUUCGCCUUGUUCAUGUUAACAUGCUUCUCCUGGUUCCGCCUCCCGGCACAGAUAUCCAGGCAGACAUUGAAGAAAAGAAAUACACGCCGGAUGAAAUAGCUUCACUCCAGCGUGGCGCCCAAUUCCAGGCCUCUGGAGGCGCUUAUGUAGCCAUCCAGGGCACCAGACCGGCCACAGUAGGAUUUGCUCUCGGAAGCACACCUGUGGGCUUACUGGCAUGGAUAGGUGAAAAGUUCCUUCAGUGGUCAGAUCCGGAGACGACACCGACAUUGGAGGAGAUCCUAACAAACGUCUCCUAUUACUGGUUUUCUAGAUGUUAUCCUACGUCCCUCUGGAUAUAUCGCUUGGUGGUAUCACAGGGCCUAAAUAUGUGGUCGGUUUCUGGAAACGAAAAAGCGCCAAUAGGAUACUCUUGGUUCAAGGGAGAGAUCAGCAACCCACCGAAGCCCUGGCGCGAUCACGUCAAAGUCAUCACAUGGUUCCGGGCUCAUGACAAGGGAGGACAUUUUGCCGCCCUUGAGCAGCCUGAAGCCUUGUGGCAGGAUGUGGAAGACAUGGUGCACUACUUUGGCAUUGGAAAGACCUAG